Messenger RNA from Oryctolagus cuniculus (rabbit), 2024 nucleotides. NCBI's taxonomy places the organism in Eukaryota, Metazoa, Chordata, Mammalia, Lagomorpha, Leporidae. The record is from RefSeq and is a predicted model, not a curated record.
GGGGGCGCAGUGUCCUGGGGUGCAGACGCGGGGUGUGUGGGGCGCAGUGUCCUGGGGUGCAGACGCGGGGUGUAUGGGGCGCACACUGUCCUGCGGUGCAGACGCGGGGUGUGUGGGGGGCGCAGUGUCCUGGGGUGCAGACGCGGGGUGUGUGGGGCGCAGUGUCCUGGGGUGCAGACGCGGGGUGUAUGGGGGUGCACGCCGUCCUGGGGUGCAGACGCGGGGUGUAUGGGGCGCACACUGUCCUGCGGUGCAGACGCGGGGUGUGUGGGGGGCGCAGUGUCCUGGGGUGCAGACGCGGGGUGUAUGGGGCGCAGUGUCCUGGGGUGCAGAUGCAGGGUGUGGGGGGCGCACACCGUCCUGCGGUGCAGACGCGGGGUGUGUGGGGCGCACACUGUCCUGGGGUGCAGACGCGGGGUGUGUGGGGCGCACACUGUCCGGUGCAGACGCGGGGUUUGUGGGGCGCACACUGUCCUGCGGUGCAGAUGCAAGGUGUGUGGGGCGCACACUGUCCUGGGGUGCAGACGCGGGGUGUAUGGGGCGCACACUGUCCUGCGGUGCAGACGCGGGGUGUAUGGGACGCACACUGUCCUGGGGUGCAGACGCGGGGUGUAUGGGGGCGCACACUGUCCGGUGCAGACGCGGGGUGUGUGGGGGGCACGUUGAGGAUCAGGCACGCGGCGCCAGCAGGCGAGGGCCUGGCCGCAAGGGCCUGCGGAGUGAACGCUCUGCUUCGCCGCGGCCAGGUCCUGCACCGUCGUUGGCCACUUUGGGGUGGCCGCACCCCAGCGAGACGCCCAGCUCCACCUGCGCUAAUCUGGGAGCGCCGUGCGGUCUCCCGCCCCUCCCUGCGGCCCCGCCUUCCUGCUCGGGCGGGCGCGAGCCAGGCCCGCCUCUCGGCGACCUUCCGGGAGGCGGGGGAGUGGGCGGUGCCUGGAGAGGCGGUGCCUGGAGGAGGCGGGGCCUGGAGGAGGCGCGGCCUGAAGGAGGCGGGGGGAGUGGGCGGUGCCUGGAGAGACGGUGCCUGGAGGAGGCGGGGGAGUGGGCGGGGCCUGGAGGAGGCGCCGGCCCUGCGCGGUCUGGCGGGCCCUCUUGCGCCGACAUGUUGCGGCCGCGUGGGCCCAGCCGGGGCGCCCCGCUGCUGCGGGCGGCGCUGUGUCUCGGGCGGGCCGCGUCGGGUGGGCCUGCGGGCCGGGCGGCGAGCGGCGGGCGCGGGCGCGGGCGCGGUUGGGUUCAGCCCGCGGGCCGCGACACGGGCGUGCAGGUGUACAACAGCCGCACCGGAAGGAAGGAGCCGCUGGUCGUGGCCCGCGCGGACGCCGCCUCCUGGUACAGCUGUGGACCCACUGUGUACGACCACGCACACCUCGGCCAUGCAUGCUCGUACGUUCGAUUUGAUAUAAUUCGAAGGAUCCUAACCAAGGUUUUUGGAUGCAACAUCGUCAUGGUGAUGGGUAUCACAGAUGUGGAUGAUAAAAUAAUCAAGAGAGCCAGCGAGAUGCAGAUCUCCCCUGCUGCCCUGGCCGCUCUCUAUGAGGAGGAUUUCAAGCAAGACAUGGCAGCCCUGAAGGUCCUGCCGCCCACCGUGUACGUGAGGGUGACGGAAAACAUUCCUCAGAUAAUUUCUUUCAUCGAAGGAAUAAUUGCCCGGGGGCACGCGUACUCGACGGCCAAAGGCAACGUCUACUUUGAUCUGAGGUCCAGAGGAGACAAGUACGGCACACUCGUCGGUGAGGUCCCCGCUCCGGCUGGAGAGCCAGCUGACUCCGACAAGCGACAAGCCGGGGACUUCGCCCUGUGGAAGGCGGCUAAGCCCCAGGAGGUGUGCUGGGCCUCGCCGUGGGGCAGCGGUAGGCCCGGCUGGCACAUCGAGUGCUCCGCUGCCGCCAGCUUGGUGUUCGGAAGUCACCUGGAUAUCCACUCUGGCGGGAUCGACUUAGCCUUUCCACACCAUGAAAAUGAAAUUGCUCAGAGUGAAGUCUUCCACCAGUGCGGCCAGUGGGGCAGUUACUUUCUGCACUCGG